Selaginella moellendorffii is the source of this 2379-nucleotide messenger RNA. Its product is annotated as ATP-dependent zinc metalloprotease FTSH 2, chloroplastic. Bases 177 to 2252 code for a protein of 691 amino acids. Gene Ontology annotation, cellular component: membrane; chloroplast thylakoid. The record is from RefSeq and is a predicted model, not a curated record. The transcript has 4 exons. Gene Ontology annotation, molecular function: ATP hydrolysis activity; zinc ion binding; ATP-dependent peptidase activity. Lineage: Eukaryota; Viridiplantae; Streptophyta; Lycopodiopsida; Selaginellales; Selaginellaceae. Gene Ontology annotation, biological process: proteolysis.
UUGUGCCACGUAUCCUCCAGUCUAGAAGCACGUAUCGUUGUGUCAAGGCGCCAAGCCAGGAGCCAAGCGCUCCACACAUCGCAUUGCGCGAUCCACCAAGGUAUUUUAGGGACUCUAGAACUCCAAAUCCUCGCAUUAGCAGUGUAGCUCGCAUUGGAAUCCACGAUCGUCUAGCAAUGGCGUCGGCCACAGCCAGCGUUGUGGCGAUUCGAAGCCCUAGCUCCAGCGCGCUGGGCAAGGAUUACCUCGGCCACAAGCUCGCGGUAAGCAUCCAGCCUCUGGCAGUGCAGAGCUCGAGAAUCCAUGUUGCCGCAUCCCAGCAGCAAGAUUCUAGUGCCAGUAGCACCGGUAGGAGAGGAUUGCUGAGAAAGAUCGGUCUAGGCGUGGCUGGAAUCUCGUCCUUGGUGGCUCAAAAGGCUAGAGCAGCGGAAGAACAGCAAGGGGUGGCCUCGUCAAGGAUGUCCUACUCGAGAUUUCUGGAAUACUUGGACAUGGAUCGAGUUAAAAAGGUGGAUCUUUUUGAGAAUGGAACAGUGGCAAUCGUGGAAGCUGUGUCACCCGAGCUUGGAAACAGGAUCCAGAGAGUGAGAGUCCAGCUUCCAGGAUUAAACCAAGAGCUGCUACAAAAAUUCCGGGAGAAGAACAUCGACUUUGCUGCUCAUAUACCACAGGAGGAUCUGGGUUCCACCGUCGUCAACUUGCUUGGAAACUUAGCGUUUCCUCUUUUGCUCGUGGGUGGGCUCUUUCUUUUGUCACGAAGAGGAGGUGGAGGAAUGCCGGGCGGUCCAGGGAAUCCUCUGGCUUUUGGAAAGUCCAAGGCCAAGUUCCAGAUGGAACCAAACACUGGGGUGACGUUUGCGGAUGUUGCUGGAGUUGACGAGGCAAAGCAGGAUUUCAUGGAGGUGGUAGAGUUUCUAAAGAAGCCCGAGAGGUUUACUGCUGUGGGUGCAAAGAUACCGAAAGGUGUGCUGCUGGUUGGGCCUCCAGGGACGGGGAAAACUUUGCUGGCCAAGGCCAUUGCAGGAGAAGCUGGCGUGCCGUUUUUCUCAAUCUCGGGGUCAGAGUUUGUGGAGAUGUUUGUCGGGGUUGGAGCUUCGAGAGUGCGGGACCUGUUCAAGAAGGCCAAGGAGAAUGCUCCAUGCAUUGUUUUCGUCGACGAGAUUGAUGCGGUGGGAAGGCAGAGAGGCACAGGAAUCGGAGGAGGAAACGAUGAACGAGAGCAAACUUUGAACCAGCUGUUAACGGAGAUGGAUGGCUUUGAAGGCAACACGGGUGUUAUAGUGAUCGCCGCCACCAACAGGUCAGAUAUUCUCGACGCUGCACUGCUGAGGCCAGGAAGAUUUGACAGACAGGUGACUGUAGAUGUGCCAGACGUGAGAGGCAGAACUGAGAUUCUGAAAGUUCACGGAGCAAACAAAAAGUUUGAAGAGGACGUCAAGCUGGACAUUGUUGCAAUGAGAACUCCUGGCUUCAGUGGAGCGGACCUUGCGAACCUUCUGAACGAGGCAGCAAUCCUGGCUGGGAGAAGAGGAAGAACUGCGAUAUCCGCAAAAGAGGUGGAUGACUCCAUCGACAGGAUUGUAGCUGGAAUGGAAGGAACCGUCAUGACCGAUGGGAAAGUGAAAAGCCUGGUUGCUUAUCACGAAGUCGGUCACGCUGUUUGUGCAACACUGACACCGGGACACGAUCCCGUCCAGAAACUGAGCCUGGUUCCACGAGGACAAGCUCGCGGAUUGACAUGGUUCAUACCAGGUGAAGAUCCAACUCUUAUCUCCAAGCAGCAAAUCUUCGCCAGAGUCGUGGGAGCCCUGGGUGGCCGAGCUGCGGAAGAGGUUAUCUUUGGAGAGCCAGAGAUGACAACCGGUGCUGCGGGCGAUCUGCAGCAAGUCACACAGAUGGCUCGCCAGAUGGUGACGGUGUUUGGAAUGUCGGAGAUCGGUCCUUGGUCGCUCGUCGAUCCCUCGGCACAAGGUGGCGACGUGAUCAUGCGGAUGAUGGCGCGCAACAGCAUGUCGGAGAAGCUCGCCGAGGACAUCGACAGGUCUGUGAAAUCCAUCGCGGACAAGGCGUACGAGAUCGCGCUGGGUCACAUUCGGAAGAACAGAGCCGCCAUCGACAAGAUCGUCGAAGUUUUGCUGGAGAAGGAGACGAUGGCGGGUGACGAGUUUAGAGCGCUGCUGUCGGAGUUCACAGACAUCCCUGCGCUCAACAAGGUGCCUACAGCUCCAGAGGAUGCUCCACUCCCAGUUUAAAAAGGCUCUGUAAAAAAACGAGUUAUACUAACUUCAUGAGUGAAUGUUUUGGAUUGGAACUAUAAAUAUCCUCUUAGAAUAUUCAUGUAUUUUGAAGUAAUUUACAAGACCCAAAUGCUCAAGAUUU